AUGUAUUAUAAAGAUUAUGAAACUGGCAAGUUCUUUCUCAUCAACAAUGUGAAUGGUGCAACAAAAGAGAUUACUAAAACAGGGGAUUUCGUUAAAAAAUUUAGCUUGGAUUAUACAGGCAAGCUCGGAUUCAAAAAUAGAAUUGAAUAGCCAGAUCCAUGUCAUUAUCCAUGCAGCAUCGAAUCAUUAACUUAGUUUCCUCCAUUCUACAUACCUUAGCCAGACAAAUUUGAUGGUUAUGCUCAAUUACCUCGUACUUUGCAAAAGCCUUUUUAUAAUAAUAAUAUGAGAUAGAGAUCCGAUGCUACUAUAGAGAGUGCAAUGGAAUUAGUGAAAUAACAAUCCUUUAAUAAUAAAUAUCAAAUAGAAAAACCAAUUAAACAUAUAACAGGGACUCUCAAUGAUUUUAAUUUUGUGUAAAAUUUGAAGAAAAUUAAAGUACUUGAGCAUCGAAAAAGUACAAAACAGCGAAACUUUACCAAUCAUAUCAACUGUGUCAAAGUGAUAAAUAAAGAAGAAAUUCAAGCACCAAAUCUCACUCUACUUCGAAGGAGCAGAAUCAAAUCACAACUAUUACCCAAAACUAUCCCUUUCGGCAGCAGUAACUCAAGAGAACCCUCUGAAAUUAGAUAUAUUGUACCCAUGGAAGAAAAAGAAAUUAAAAGUGUUCAUCAAUUCCAAUAAUAUUAAUCCGAACACAAGGAAAGUGAACUAAUGUAUGAGUCUAGAACAUUUAUUAAAUCUCAAAGCCAAUCUAAAGUGACACGAAAUGACUUGCAUUCUUCUCAUCUUACAUUAAACCACUUUAGAGAAAAAGUGGAUAUUGCUUAGAAGGAAGAAAACGCAUAUAUUAUUCCAUAAUAAAAGGAAAAACUCUCCAUUUCCUCAAAAGGAAGGUUCAGUGCCAUUAAAACUAAAAGCAAUGGCGAUUAAUAUGUCACAGAUCGAAUAAUUAUGAAACUAUUUUAGCCAGACCUAUUUAAAUGA
This is a messenger RNA of Paramecium tetraurelia, 987 nucleotides long. RefSeq lists its product as uncharacterized. The transcript has 3 exons. NCBI's taxonomy places the organism in Eukaryota, Ciliophora, Oligohymenophorea, Peniculida, Parameciidae. The record is from RefSeq and is a predicted model, not a curated record.